This is a messenger RNA of Linum tenue, 1122 nucleotides long. Lineage: Eukaryota; Viridiplantae; Streptophyta; Magnoliopsida; Malpighiales; Linaceae. The record is from the annotation of a GenBank genome assembly.
AGUUAAACAGCUACCACGAAACGCAAUCAGAGGGGAAAGAAAGGCGGAGACGACACCACGCGAAAAACAACCAACUGAAAGAAUUCAUGGCCAUGGCGAUGAAGAUGAAGACAGCAGCUACCACUGCUUGCAAUUCCCUUGCCCGGAAAAGCAAAUAUGUGCAGAAACCGUCGAGUCUCCCGACGCCUCACAUUCUCAGAGCCGCAUUUCACCGCUCCUCUGUUUCCGGCGGCCAUGUCGACGGAUUCCCUUCACAAUCCGUAUUGCAAGCUGCCGGACGGGGAGGUGGGCUUCGUGCGGUGCAUAGGGCAACGCCAACAAUGGAGCCUGUAACAUCUAAUGAGAAGGGGAGAGGAGAGGAAGAGACUUCUCCUGAGAAUUGGAAAAUUAAGAUGCUUUACGAUGGAGACUGCCCACUUUGCAUGCGUGAGGUGGAUAUGCUAAGAGAGAGGAAUAAAAGUUAUGGGACGAUCAAGUUCGUGGACAUAAGCUCGGAUGAGUAUUCUGCUGAAGACAACCAAGGCCUUGACUACGAGACUGCAAUGGGAAGAAUUCAUGCGAUCAUGGCCGAUGGAACAGUGGUUACAGAUGUUGAAGCAUUCAGAAGAUUAUAUGAGCAAGUUGGUCUAGGAUGGGUUUAUGCAAUUACCAAGUUUGAGCCUAUUGGGAAGUUGGCUGAUGCUGUGUAUGCCUUUUGGGCUAAAUACCGACUUCAAGUUACAGGCCGGCCUCCAUUAGAACAAGUCUUAGAGGCUCGCAAGAAGAAGACGUGUGCUCUAUGUGUUGAUUUCAGGGUGAAGUAUGCAAAACCAGUGAUGCCUGUAAGCUGUGAACCCCCUCCACAGCUAUCCGUGAUCAUCUCAAGACUCAGUUGCUCAUAUACAAACAUCUCUAUCUCUAGAUACUAGUAUACAGUUUUACCUUUUUCAUCAAAAGAGGAUGUACCUUGGAUAUAAUGACCUUUAAUAUUUGUUUUACUGUAUCGGCUAUGAUACUCGGGGUAAUUCUUGCUGUCAAAAUAUACCUGUGUUUAGCUUUCAGACUUUCUAUGUAAAUAUUGCUUACUAUUACUACUAUCAGUGCCCUAUUUAUGUCAUAAAUGCACCAAGAAGAUUAUGCUUU